GUUUCAAAAUGUGUGAACGAAUAAAAGAGGCACAGUUUUCUUGCUUAAAGAAGAACAAUCUUAUUUAUGUGGAAACGGAGGUGGCGUACGUGUUUGCGUGACUGUAAAUUUAUCAGGUGAUACAACUGCUGGCAACUGACAUUCAGUGAGCUAACGAUCCAUAACCAAAGAUCGUACCACUACCAGCGCCGCAAAGGGCCUUCGGCGCAAUAUCUUUGUCCAUAACAUCAGUGGAAGGGUUUUACGGAGCGAGAUGUUUGGCUGCGCGAUUCAACUUCAAGUGAACCUUGAUCCUUUGACAAUCACAUUCGUGACAAUGCAGUCUAGACAGUGUGAUAAAGUGCAUCAGUGUGUUUGUGGUACCAGUUCCACACGAGCUUACAAGCCAGAAAUUAUUCCCGUUAAUUAGCCAGACCCAUCCACACUGACAAGUUCUUGGUGAGUACAUAUGCAUAUCUGAGAAAGAAGAAAUCACGCUGGAAAUUUGAAAAUGGGGAAUAAAUUGGAGCACCCUGAUGUGGAGCUUCCCCCAGAGAAACUGGUGAUGGUGACUGGCGGAAACACCGGGCUGGGAUAUGAAACUGCCAGGUCCAUUGCAGAGAAAGGAGCCAGGGUGUGCAUAGCCUGUCGCUCAGAGGACAAGGCUAAAGAUGCAAUUGAGCGAAUGCAAAAGGAACACAAGAAUGAAGUGCUGAAGAGUCGAAGUGUUCGGGCAUCUGGCCAGCACUCCUCCACCGCCGAAGAAGCCGAGGUCAAACCGCUGAAUGUUGAAUACAUCAAGUUGGACCUGUCCUCGCUACAGUCCACCAUGGACUUCAUUCGGGAGACCAAGCAGAGGAUGCAGUCGCUGAACGUCCUGGUGUGUAACGCCGGCAUCGCCUUUGUCCAACAAGGAUACACAGAAGAUAAUUAUGAGCUUCACUUCCAAGUGAACUAUCUAUCGCAUUUCCUGAUUGCACUGCAUCUCAUGCCCCUGCUGCGUGCUGGUGCUCCCGACUCCCGCAUUGUGUUCCUGUCAUCAGUCGCACACAGCAGUGGGAAACUAGACCUGGAUAACAUGCAGUGCCGCAAAUCCUACAGUCGGUAUGGAGCCUAUGCAUCUUCCAAGGCCUACGUGGUCAUGGCUGCAUGCCUACUUGCUCGGAGGCUGAAGGGUACUGGUGUGAGCACUUUUGCAGUUGAUCCUGGAGUGGUCAACACAGAUAUCCAACGUAACUUCAGUGACUGGAGACUGCUGAGCUUUUUUAUGGGGGCUUACAGUAAAAUGGGCAUGAUGCGUACACCAAAGAAGGGGGCAGCGACUAGUGUUGUGGCCUGCAUCCAGCCAAGCCUUUCUGGCAGAACUGCAGUGUUCAUGAAAAACUGUCAACCUGCUAAUCCAGCAAGCUUCUGUCGUGAUGAGGCAAAUCAGGAGAAGCUUUGGAAUUACACUCUUGGAUGUCUCAGUCAGUUCAUCAAUGAUGAUGCCCUCAAAGAAGCCUUCCCGUUUGCCGAGCCAGAUUUGCUAGUCAUUCCCAAGAACACGGAGACAGUCGAAGAGCAGAUUGCAGAUGAGUUGGGGAAACAAGAAGGGAGCCCAGAUGGCAAGGAGGGAUGUCAGCCCAGAGGAGGUGAGGCAUCUUUUGCGAGCAAAAAGGAAGAGACAGAGCCUGAGAAGGAACACCCAUCUGAAGCUGCAGAGGUAGCCUCAGAAACCGUCCAGAUAACACAAGAAGCGAAUGGAUAUAGUUCAGGAGAAAAGAUGCGUGGCGAUGCACCCGAAGAUGAGGAAAAGCCCACCAGAUGCGAGGUAGCGGGAGAGGAGCGAUCCGAGAAAGAACCCUCGUCUGAAGGUGCAGAGAAAACCUCUGAAACCAUCCACAUAAUGCAAGAAGGGAAUGGAGAUGCUUCAGGGGUAAAGAUGCAGGGAGAUGCACCUGAAGAUAAGGAAAAAGAGUAGGAGGCAUCUUGAAAAGGAAGAUGAGAGGAACUGGGCAAGGAUAAGUCGGGUUACAAUUGAUAAUUUAGUAAAAGCCUCCAAGAGGAAAGCUCUCUUCAGGCCUGCAACUUUUCCUCGGAUCAGCUGAUUGCCUCGUUUUUCACUUCACACUCAUACCAAUGAAAAAUUGUAAAACACGGAACAAAGUCUUGUAAAGAUUGGAAUCUCCUCAUUUUUGUUAAAGUCCAAAAGUUGCAUGCCUGUCUCUUGGAAAGAAACUCAUUGAUUUCUUAAACUAGUAUUUAACUAUCUGACUAGAUUCUACGAAUUGUAUCUCAAUUAAUCACUUGCUGCCGGGUAGAUUUUUCUUGAGCAAGAUAAGAUGCCGGGUCCUUUUCAAGAUUUUCCGUUUUCAAAAU
Messenger RNA from Acanthaster planci (crown-of-thorns starfish), 2337 nucleotides. Its product is annotated as retinol dehydrogenase 11-like. The record is from RefSeq and is a predicted model, not a curated record. NCBI's taxonomy places the organism in Eukaryota, Metazoa, Echinodermata, Asteroidea, Valvatida, Acanthasteridae.